AUGUCACCAGCCAAGAAGAAUAUUGAUCGAGACGUGAAGUUAAUCAACGUGUCCUCACGUCGGAUGAUGUUGGAACGUGAGCGCGCGGUAGAUGGCGCUCGAAAUCCUGCCUUCAGUAAGCUCGGUUCUACCCUCCUCGAUAACUACACCAAGCCAGAUCAGAACUUGACGAAACAAUAUCGUCAUAUCAAUUCUCAGAUUCGCCGGAUGGAGGCAACGAUGAGACUGAAGAAGAAACAGUUUGUGCAGACGUCUCAACUUUUGAACUAUGAUCCAAUAAUUCUAGUUGAGCGUCCGCCGUCUCCUGAGAAUGUAAAAAUGGCUCAGGCAAAAAAGAUGGCGGAAGCAAUGAAUGAGGACUUCAUUGCGGAUGAAUACAAGCCACAUUAUAUGAGAGAAUUGCGAACAAAAGCCAAAACGCCAUCAACUUUAAUGACUAUCGAUGCCUUUACUGUCAAAUCGAGAAAGAAACGAAACAUUUGGAAUAAAACUAUGGAUGAGAAGGACCCGCCGGAAUUCCAAAGCACUGUGAGACCAUAUUCUAAAUUGACCGAGAAGGAAAAGACAGACUUACAAAUUGGUUGGUCUUACCACAAGCCUCGAUUAGAAGCUGAGGAAGACCAGGAACAAAAGAGAGAGAAGACUAUGACACCUAAAUCCAAGAAGACUCACGAGAGUGAGGGAGAGACGGACGAUGAUGAAGAAUUCUUCACCCCGUUUAUUACCCAGAUGGCAACUGUAAGACGUCACAGCGCUUCCGUAGCUACAAACAACCAGAAGGAUUUAGACAUGCCACGCUCGGCUGUGGAGAAAACCGGCAACAAAAACGUCAGGUUCGUUAGUUCGAAACCUAACAGUGCCAAAGUCGCAAAAUCUGGAACUGGACCUGUGAGAAAGCCAAAGAUAAAGGAAACUAAAAUAGGAGGAUAUUAG
Messenger RNA from Ylistrum balloti, 933 nucleotides. RefSeq lists its product as uncharacterized. The coding region runs from base 1 to 933 and encodes 310 amino acids. The transcript has 2 exons. The record is from RefSeq and is a predicted model, not a curated record. NCBI's taxonomy places the organism in Eukaryota, Metazoa, Mollusca, Bivalvia, Pectinida, Pectinidae.